AUGUCUGACGAUUCUGAAGGUGUUUCAUGCGAGCUUUGCAAAAUUCGCAAAGUUCGCUGUGACCGUGGCAAGCCAUCAUGCGGCUGGUGUGUCCGGAACAGCCAAGUGUGCGAGUACAAGGAGCGCAAGAAGCCUGGGCUGCGUGCUGGUUACGGUAGAGAGCUGGAAGCUCGACUUGACAAGUUGGAGAACGUGCUACAAGCACAGCAACAGCUCCUGCAGCACUUUACUUCGGUCAUCCCCGGAUUGACUUCCCAGCAGAUCAACCACCAAUCACCCUCUGCUCUUUCUACUGCACAAUCAGUCGACCAAGGAUCUCGCUCGGAGGCUGCCCUCUAUAUGCAGCGACCCGCUUCUUACCCCUCUGUCACUUCUCCGGCUUCUGCUAUCACCAACACAGGAUUUGGUGUGCAUUCUUUGAAUAUCGCUCAAUCUGGACAACAAGGUGAAAAAUAUUCUCAGCAAUUGCAAGAUGCGCAGCAGCAGCAGCAACCACAACAUGGUACGCCACAUCCCAGGCUUGAGUCCCAUUCUGAAGCACCUUAUGCUCCGACCAAUCCGCCUCUUGAAUCUCCUAGCCUGAAUAUACCAGGCUCAGGUCAAAGUGGCAACCUGACAAACCCCCAGAUGCAGAUCCCCAAUCAGAUGGCCACUAGCCAAGAUGCGGAACUUCCACCAUACGACCUUCUAUAUUCGCUUGUCGAUCUGUUUUUCAAGCAUGUCAACACGUGGGCCCCGAUCUUGCACAGGCGCAGCACUCUAGAUUCUCUUUUUGGAACUUCCAGUCUUGAAGAGGCCGAUAGGAUCCUCUUGCAUGCCAUUGUUGCGACAACACUGAGAUUUUCGAACGACGUUCGUUUGACAGAACAAGCUCGAGAGCGAUACUACUCGAACUCAAAGCAGAAAGUAUUGCUUUACGGACUCGAAAACAGCUCCGUCAAAGCGUUACAAGCUUUGGUCAUCCUAGCACUGGAUAUUGUCGGAUGCUCGAAUGGCCCGCCUGGUUGGAAUCUUCUUGCUCUGAUCGCACGUAGUGUCGUGCAACUAGGUCUAGCAGUCGAGACUACUUCAACGUCUGUAUCUCCUCUAUAUCCUUCGAUCUACACUCUCCGCGCAAUGGUUCUUCCAGAGUCAAACGAUUGGAUUGAAGACGAGAGUCGCCGGCGUCUUUUCUGGAUGGUGUAUCUCCUUGACCGCUACGCAACAAUAGCCACAGCUUUCGAAUUCGCGCUCGACGAUAAGGAGAUUGAUCGCAAGCUGCCAUGCAGGGAUGAUCUUUUCGCGAGAAAUCAACCAGUCGAAACCCGAUGGUUCCACACGUCGGAGAGGACUGAUUACAGCAUGAACAAACCAGAGAAUCUUGGAUCUUUCAGCUACUAUAUUGAAAUUGUGGGUAUCUUGUCAAGAAUACACCGCUUUUUGAAGAAACCGGUCGACAUUGGCGAUCUGUCGGACGUUGAGCAGUGGCAGCGUGAAUACCGCGAACUCGACAGUGCUCUCAACAGUUGGAAGUUCACACUUCCUGGUGAAUACGGGAACAUGGCGCGCUUAUUCAACCCCAACGGCAGCAGCAAGAUUGUCAAUUGCGUAUGGAUUAUGCUGCACAUCACUUAUCACACUGCCGUAAUCCGCUUACAUUCUUCUGCUGCAUAUCCAACCACAAGGUCGCCGAUUUUCACACCGUCAUUCAGUGCUAGCCAGAGAUGUCACACCGCUGUCGAAGAUAUUUGUUCUCUCUGCACUUACGUCAGAAACAACAAUAUGAUCACCAACCUUGGACCACAUUUUGCCUUUUCGAUAUGGGUCGCUGCUCGCUUGCUGCUCGUUCAUGGCUCGACAAUCGAUCACCAGGUCAAUCCAGCUAUAUAUCCUCUUGUCGAAACAUUGAGGGAUAUGGGUCGUUACUGGAACGUGGCGGAAAGAUAUGCCACCUUGCUCCAGCGUGUACUCGAUGAGUAUAGUGAGUCUGAACGCAUCCCUGUCGGCGCAAAUGGCGAAAGAGUCACACCAUCGACCGUAAGAAUUCUCGCGGAUAUGAGACGGUGCGCCUACGAUCUAGACUUUUUGAUUUCCAGGCAACCACGACAGCAAUACGGUGGUGGAAAGCAGCAUGCAAUCACCCCCGCACGUACACCAGCUCCACAAGAUUUGGAAUAUCUAGACGUCUUCGACUUCUUCAACAUGCCUCGUCUUCCUGUUCCCAACGACACAUCAAUCACGGCGGCCGGGAGCGGCGGAGAUUUCCAAACUCCGGACCUGGGAACGAAUAGCGAGUUCAACAUCACCAACUUCAUGCUUGAUCCAACUUCUGACUGGUUCGUCCGAAAUCCUGGUACUUAG
This is a messenger RNA of Aureobasidium pullulans EXF-150, 2340 nucleotides long. RefSeq lists its product as uncharacterized. Gene Ontology annotation, molecular function: DNA-binding transcription factor activity, RNA polymerase II-specific; DNA binding; zinc ion binding. The transcript is spliced from 5 exons. The record is from RefSeq and is a predicted model, not a curated record. Gene Ontology annotation, cellular component: nucleus. NCBI's taxonomy places the organism in Eukaryota, Fungi, Ascomycota, Dothideomycetes, Dothideales, Saccotheciaceae. Gene Ontology annotation, biological process: DNA-templated transcription; regulation of DNA-templated transcription. Bases 1 to 2340 code for a protein of 779 amino acids.